This is a messenger RNA of Lineus longissimus, 3517 nucleotides long. Its product is annotated as YTH domain-containing protein 1-like. Gene Ontology annotation, cellular component: nucleoplasm. Gene Ontology annotation, biological process: mRNA splicing, via spliceosome; regulation of alternative mRNA splicing, via spliceosome. The transcript is spliced from 15 exons. Bases 123 to 2012 code for a protein of 629 amino acids. NCBI's taxonomy places the organism in Eukaryota, Metazoa, Nemertea, Pilidiophora, Heteronemertea, Lineidae. The record is from RefSeq and is a predicted model, not a curated record. Gene Ontology annotation, molecular function: N6-methyladenosine-containing RNA reader activity; mRNA binding.
UUCAGAUUAGAGAUUUAUUUGCUGAAACUGCCGUAAUCAUUCGCUUUCUUCCCCUAAAUAACUAGACCGGCGCUUCUGCCGAGCCUUUGGAUAAAUAUAAUACACAUACGUCUAUCCAGACAAUGGCUGAAGAUAUGGAAACCAAGGAUGGUGUCGAAAAUGUUUUAGAUGAUAUCCUGGUCCGUGAAGAAGAGGAUAUGCUUCUCUCCGGUGAUUUACCGGAAGCUGUAAAGAAAGUAACUAAACCAACUACAAAGAAAGUUGUCAAGAAGAAAGUGGCUGCAACUACUACCAAGAUGGGUGCUAAGACAAUAACUGCGAAAGUUGCAGCUGGUAAGGCUCCAGCUAAAACUGCUGGCAGUGGCACGACUGUCAAAAAAGUUAAGAAGGUUGUCAAGAAAUCAGCCACAUCAACCCAAUCUGCAAAGCCUGAGACUAGUGCUGCUGCAGCUACAACCACAACGCCAGAUAAAAAAGCAGAAAGGCCAAAGACUAAGACUGACACUAGUGAAACGCAACCAAAGAAAGGUGAUGAUGAAAUCAAAGACCUGGAGCGUAAACGCCAACAGCUUGCCAAGGAGAACGCUGAGCGCAAGAAGAAGCUUGACAAACUAAAAGAAGAGGAAAAGAUACUCAGCGUUGCUGCAGAUUUAGAUGACCAAGAUGAACAAGACUAUGAAGAAAUUGAUGAGGGUGAGGAGAAUCUCAACUACAGCUUCAGUGCUGAUGAAGAGAAGGAGGUCAAAGUCAAGAAAGAGAAGGAAGAUGGUGAUGGGAAUCUGGAGUAUGAUACGAGAAGUGAGGCCGGCACCAGCUCGGGUACCUCGGAAAGCGAGAGCGAGACCGACACGUCUGAUUCUGAAUCAGAUGAUGGUGAGGAGAGAAAAGGCAAACGUCACAAGUACCAGAGUGGUCAGAGGGGUAUUUCGCCCAUUGAGUGGGAUCAGAAGACAGCCAGCGGUCAAGAGAAAUCAGAUUCUGAUGAUGAUAGUACCACUAAAGAAGAACUUGCAGAUCGUAAUGUCCGGUACCUGAAGUAUAUAUUCCGUGAUGCCAAAUUCUACCUGAUCAAGAGUAACAACCAUGAGAACAUCUCUCUGGCAAAAGCCAAGUGUGUUUGGUCAACCCCUCCACAAAAUGAAGUCAAACUCAACAAUGCGUACCGAGAACAUCGCAAUGUCAUCCUCAUUUUCUCUGUGAAGGAAAGUGGAAAAUUCCAAGGGUAUGCCCGUUUGGCUGGACUCUCUGACAAAGACCACCCACCAGUGCGAUGGGUUCUUCCUCCUGGGCUUACAGCCAGGGCACUCUCCGGAGUGUUCAGACUUCAAUGGAUCAACAGGAAAGAGGUGCCAUUCACGAAGACCAUGCAUCUGCAGAACUCUUGGAAUGACAACAAGCCAAUCAAGAUUGGGAGAGAUGGACAGGAAAUCGAGCCAUACGUGGGGUCAGAACUGUGUCGACUCUUUCCAAAUGACGACAACAUCGACGUAGCUAGCCUUGCAAGGAAAGUGAAACGUGAACGUAGGAAUUUAGUUCCUAAGGAUUUCCGUGACCGACCAUUUCAUCCACCUCGCCGGGAGGCAAUUAGACGUAGGCAUCCAGGAUAUGAUGACUAUGAAAUACCAAGAUUCAAACGUAGCCGCCCAGAUUUCAGGGAUCGUGAACCCCUCUAUCGAGAUAGACGGGACCGAUCACCUCGAUUCCAAGGAGGAGUCCGCAGAGAAACAUUCAUAAACGGAUCUUACAAUGACUAUAUGAGAGAAUUUCAUUCACGUCCACCACCAGGAGGACCCUCCGGAUACCCUGGCCCACCAUCUUAUUAUGAAAGCCAUAGCAGUCAUGGUCCAAGCUAUGCGUACGAAUCACAUCGAUCAUCCAACUACCCGUCUUCAAUGGAUUAUUCAAGACCAAGACGCGAGGAAAAACGGCCAGUCAGCAAUUAUGAGAGAGACGUUGACGAGUUCCUUCGUCGAACAAGCAGUCGGGAACGCCGACACAGGGAGCGACGAUGAGCAGUCUGCCAAGACAUUUUAUAUGUUGUCAUGUUUCAUUGCAAUCAUACUUUCAUGUUCAUGUACCUGUACGAUAGUCUAAGGUUUAGUUGGAGUAAACAUUGCAUGUAGUGGGUGGAAAACUAAAACUUACAGGGCCCAAGGGGACAUCCACUUAUGGCUAGCAGCAUAUCUUUCCACAGUGAGGUGAUUUGUGACCAGUUUUGGUUUGGCAUGCCCUUAUUCAAAGAGUCCAGGCUUGGCUCUGUCGUGCAGUUUCCAAUUAUCGGUAUUGUAGUCAGUCUGCCCUAUUUAAAGUAUUACAUAAUAAUUAUCUGUUGUCAGACUAACAGUUAGGUAAUGUGGUCUAAAUACAGUUUAUUCAUUGUUAUAACUACUACUGAAAAGCUUCCUAUUAGAUAUUCUGCACUGUACAUGUUGACCUACUUGGUUUGUGUUUUGUGGAUGAGCACCUCGCAGUAACUUGAGUGAACAAAAAUUUUCAUGUUUUUAUUCAAGAAUCUUUUAGAGAUUUGAAAUAUUGGUAAUGGCAAUUCAGUAACGGGUGUCUGUUCUGUAUGUAAGGAGCCAGUUUGGUAAUCAACAGAGUCAUCUUAUUAACUGGCAAAGAUAUCCAAUGCUUGCCAAAGAUAGGCAACAGUAGACAACAAAUGCUUUCACAUCUUGGCGCGUGUUUUCAUUCAUGAUUACCAACAGACUUUCAGCUUUUAGUAAUCUUUCAUCAUUUUGUUGUACACAGUUGCACUAUUCUAGUUUUGUACGUUUCUGAUAUAUCGGCAGUGUUUGUAGUGUACAUACUCUAUCAGUCAACUGGGCUAAGCUAGGUGAGUUAUUUGAAAGCAUAAUGGUCUAGUAUAACAUACCACCAUAGCAUUUAGACAUGGGUGAGCGACCGUGGAUGUGAGAAAAUUUGGCUUGUGGUAUGAGUUCUCAAGCUUUAUACUUCUUGUUUCCUUUGUUUUAAUUAAACCCCAUUGGGGUCAUAUCAUGUCAUAAUCAAUCCCCAAUAUUCAGUUUUUUACUGUGAUCAUGAAAAAUGUUGUUGUAUUACAUUAAAAAAUCAAUCACACUUGUGUAUUUGUCGUACUUCGUCACUUUUCUGAUGUCCUCUACUGGACAAGUUUGUAAAGAUUACGAAAUGUGUGCUUCUGAAUGUUGACGUGUUCAUCAUAAUUUCAAGGUCUGUUUGAAAUUGUGUAUGAAAAGCGCAGCAACGUGGACUACAAACAUGUCCUCGAGAAACCCAAGUUUUCUUUGAUCAAGGCUAAAUGGUUCAGCACAUGACGGAUAUUUUGCCUUUCAACAAUUGAGAUUUAGUUGGUUUCAAUCACAGUUAAUGUGCGAGUACAUGUAGUCAUUUUAACUUUUAAUGAGACUAAACAGGAAGAAUUUGUACAUAACACCGGGAAGGGGUAGUGAUGGACCAACUGUGUUGUUUAAACUCUCUAGUUAUUCGCGUCCAGUCUGUACAAAUGAAAACGAAAAUAAAAUAAAUUGGAAAGAAA